UCUGAUUCCAAUGUCGUUGGUAAAGCACUCAAGAAAAUGGAGCCAGACUGGUGGCUCGAGCUCGAGUCGACAUACUGCGAGAGGAUCGCCCAGAGGAAGGAGUUGUACGCCCAAUACGGGAAGAAGAUCGUCGAUGCGCUCCCUGGUAGUGAAGGAGCGUGCAGGGAGCUGAUGGAGAUGGUCAUCCAGUUCCUCACACGCCGAUACCCCAACCAAUUCACGUACGAUUCCAACGAGGGAACCUUCGAGAACCGGAUCCUAGGGACCGUAACACAAACGCGGCGCACCAAUCCGUUAAUCGUCUUACUUGAGAAUGUACCGGAAGAUUUCCUCAUUACCCAAGGAGACGAGAAGACAGGACUAUACUCUCUACGCGCGGGUGUGUCUUGCUCGGCCGUUGGAUGGAAUUUGGGCACGAAAAUUGGUAAGAAUCUCAGUGAGAUACACGUGCCGGUACCGGAUUACAAGGAAAGGAUGGAGUUUUCCAUGGAUAGGUUCUUUAGGAAGAUGGCCUGUGAAAAGCCUAUUCAGCGGGGAUCAUGGGGCCUCGAGAAGGGACAGCCGCUCUUUUUGCAGCCUGAUACGCCGGAGUGGGCGGAACGCGAGGAUCCCGAUGCACAGAGACAGAUGGAUAUCAACGAUGUAUACCUUCGAGUUGACUGGCAGACGCUACGACGGCUCCCUGUGUCGAGCGCUAUUGUAUUCAACUUCAAGGCUCUUUUCACACCAGUGGUGCAGUUGCGAGAGGAGCCCUACGUCCCGAAGCUGUUGCUCAAGGUCCUGAGGGAGGGGAAGAAGGAGCUUAUGGAAUACAAAGGAACGCGGUUAGUUGAGCAUGUUGUUGAGCCCAAACUGGAGCAGUGGGUUGCGGAGCAAGAAGAUAAGGGAUGGGUUCCAAAGUCGUGGGAGGAGAGAACAUUAAAUGAAGAUCCAUUCUUCCCUGGUUGGCACUCCUGCUUUGCUAGGGUUUCAAUGGAUGCACAUUAGACCGAAUUCGAUACAUUAAUGCCAACGUCGGGAGAAUAGCAAAGUAAU
Messenger RNA from Guyanagaster necrorhizus, 1035 nucleotides. RefSeq lists its product as uncharacterized. The coding region runs from base 37 to 987 and encodes 316 amino acids. The record is from RefSeq and is a predicted model, not a curated record. The transcript has 2 exons. Lineage: Eukaryota; Fungi; Basidiomycota; Agaricomycetes; Agaricales; Physalacriaceae.